AGCCGAGUCGCUGUCCGUCCGUCGUUUUGUCUGUCGUGAGAAGAAAAAGUGGUUGCUGCUCCUGGGAAGCAGCGGGAUCUACAGAGGGAAUUUCGUAGGAAAAUUCGUGAAAAUUGUGUUGAAAAGUGCAGAAUUCGUUCGCCUAUCGCCUGGUUCAGUGCUGCUGACCGUUGAGUUCAGUGUGAAAUCAGCCGUUUUGUGUUGCAGAAGAACGGAAGAGUUUGCCACUACGAGGAAGCAUGCAGAACGUGGAACUCGUCAUCGAGCGAAAGCUUCGGCCGAUUUUCGAGUCGAUCGAAAUCGGCCACUACAAGAAGGCCCUGCAGGAUGUGGAAAAGGUGCUGAAGAAGAAUCCGACCAUUCAGUGCGGUCGUGCGUUGAAGGCUUGGGCGUACCUUCGGCUGGGACGAGAUGAGGAAAGUGCUGUUCUGAUUCAGGCCCUAAAGCAGGAGACUCCGACGGAAUCGACGACCUUGCACGUGAUGACCCUUUGUUAUAAGGAAACGGACCAGCUGGACAAAAUAUGCGAAAUUUUCACCAGUGCCUCGAAGCAACUGCCAGGCAAUGAGGAACUGUUGUCACAGCUGUUCAUUGCCCACAUGAGGGUGAACGACUUCAAGGCGCAGCAAACGGUCGCCAUGCAGUUGUACAAGCUGAAACCCCGGAAUCCGUUCUACUUCUGGGCCGUUACCAGUGUGAUGCUGCAGGCAUUGCGUGGCCCUGACGCAAAGGAUCAGCAAAAGUCCAGUUUGCUGCUGUCGCUGGCCCAGCGAAUGGUCGACAAGCUGAUCGCAGACAACAAGAUCGAAGCGUCGCAGGAAGUGCAACUGUAUUUGCAGAUCCUGCAGCACCAGGAAAAGUAUCAGGAAAUGCUGACUUUCCUGGAAGGAUCAGUGUGCACCAACCUGUAUCCGGGGGCACCGCAUUCGAUCAAGAUUGAUUUGCUGAAGAAGUUGGGCAAAUGGGCGGAACUUAAUAAGCUGAUGAAGCAGUUGCUCACGGAAGACCCUGACCGAUGGGAUUACUACCAGGACUACAUUCAGUCGACGAUGGAAAUGAUAAAAAUCAAAGACGAAACAACGGAGACGGAUCACACGGUCGACAUGUGCCAUGAGUUUAUAGCCGGAAUCAUAGAAUCACAGCCACGGAAGAACCGGGGACCGUAUUUGGCCCGACUGGAGCUGACGCGGCUCAUGGUGGAGCACAAAUUCGACAAGGAGCAACAGUUUGGCGAGCUGACGGACCUGCUGCUGGAUUAUUUCCGCAUGUUCGGCGACAAGACGUGCUGCGCCAACGAUCUGAAACUGUUCCUGGAGUAUGUGGAACCGGCGAAGAGACCCGGUUUUGCCGCUCAGCUGAUGCAGGAGUGUCGAAUCAAUCCGGUCACGUUGCCGAGUAGUAAAGAGCACAUGCAACGGCACAUUUGCUCGCUGCAGAUUGCCCGGUUCUGUGGUGCUCACGCUGCCUUGAGCGAGGAACAUCUGUCGGCUCUGUAUACCGCGCUAAGCUUGCACUACGAGCAUGGCUACAACACGUUCGGACAAGGACUGCUCCCGACGGACAUGGGACCUUCGGAUCCGUACGCUUUGUUGGCAGUAAACAUCAUGUACGACCGGGCCUGGAAGCUUCAGCGAUCGGAACCUCUCGUGGAAGCUCUCUGCCUGCUGAAUCACCUGCUCUCGAAUAGCAUCAACAACUUUCAUGGCAAGCUGCUGAAUCUACAGUUGUACCAUCGGUUAGGAUUGGUGGAAGCUGCUCAUCGGGCGUACGAAUCCCUGGACAUUAAGCACAUCCAGCUGGAUUCGCUCGGCUACCUGCACUGUAGUCACCUAUGCAACGGGGGUUUCCCCGCGCUGGCCAAGCAAAUCUUCGACCAAACGUUGAACUUCUUCAUUAACGACCACCAGAACAGUGUCGAGUUCCUCAAGACGUCCUACAACUUUGGUUCGUUCUCGAAGUUGGUCGAGUUCUUGGACUUCAGGGACCGACUUUCGAAUAGUUUGCAAUUUACGCUUAUCUCGGUCGAGGCCUUGCUACUGGAGAUGGUGUGCUUCAGCGGGACACUGGCACAGAAUCUGGCCGCCUAUCGGUUGAUGCGGAUCAAGCCACAAGAGGAUCGGAUCAAGUGGGACGAGAUGAGCGACAAUCGUGACUUAACGAUAUUCGUGCACUGGGACCCGGUGGUGGACUAUUCGAAGGUACUCCCACCGGAAGGCGCCGAAUCCGUGCUGAAAAACAACGAGAACUACGCCAUCGUGCUGGAGUCCAAGACGGUCGAACAGCUGCGCGAAGAGUGCCAGAAGGAGAGUUUCAUGCAGGAACUGGAACUGCUCCAGCUGCGUUCGGGCUUGUUGAGGCUGGUUUCCUCAUUCGUCGAACUGUUCACCAAGGGAGGCGACGACGAGUACCAAACGGCACAGGACCUAGGCAGCCACUGGGGCGAACUGUUCCGAACGGUGCGAGCCAAGAACCGACUGCCGGCUUGCGAACGAUUUCUAGUCAAUUUACUGCCGUCUCGGCUGCACUCGGUGCUGGCGAUGCCGUACGAAACCGUUUUUCGAGAUUUGGCCAGCUUUUUGCUGGCGCUGUGGAAGGGCGAAAGGCACGAACAGAUCCGAUCCGAAGCGGAGGGAUGCGUGAAGCAUGUUAACGAACUCUUCGCGCUGAUUGCCAGCUCGAUCAAGACGUACAACAGCUCCGGGGAUUUGCUGUGGAAUAGGAAGAAGGUUCACGACACGGUGAAUGCCUGCGUCGAGAUUGCAUCGCUGAUUCUGUUCGUGAUGACCGUGUGUUUCGACAAGUACUCACAAGCGCCUGCACCGCAGCCUACGCGCAAGGUCAAAAAGAAGGACUCAGAACAGAACAAUCAUGAGCCCGCGGUGGUCCUUAUGACGGACAAGAACCGACUGCAGCUGGUGGUGGAUGUGCUGCGAGCUCUCAAAACGAAUCUGGUGGACUGUGAAGCGGUACUUUCGACCUGGGAAUUACCACUCCUAUCCGAUUCGUUAGCGGGCGCCCUGGAGCAGAUGUCACUCGGUGCUAAAAGUGAAAGCGCCGUCCGGCUAAAACUAAUGGACACCCACCUGGGCGAGAUUAAGGAACUGAAAAAGUUGUUAAAAGACAAACUAAAGUUGAUAAAUAAAUCGAUUUAAUGGAACAAGGACACGUCACGUCAGUACUCGAACCACUUUUUUGGAAGAAUCAGGAAACCAGUGCACGGGAGAGUCAGUAGCCGAAGCCAGUAAGUAAGUACCUAGUUUGCGCAAGGUAUAUGUUAAGUGAGGUCGCAAUAGAAGCCGCCCCUGGGAAUGUUAUCGGUUUUAAAACUUUGAGAGAAUCAAUGCAUUAUGAUACUGUAAACGCUAGGGCGAAACGACUGGUAGAAUGUUGACAUCAUCACACAUUCACUUUCUUCAUUCUCAACAUCUCCCCCAUUUAGUACCUACCUACCGACCGUACACCAAAUACCCGUAAUUAUUCAACUCUCACCGAACAUGGCCUCUUUUGAUGGAGAUUCCGCAAUGCUUAGACGUUGAACCACUGCAUUUUCAGCACCCAAUCUAUUUAUUUGUCUUUGUAUAGUACAGUCUUAACCAAAUCGCGCAAAUCACAGUUUGUUAUAGAAAAAAGGUAUAUUUUUUUAAUGUGACCAUCUCUAAAAUGUAGGUUGGGGUGUACCUAUAUUUCUAACACCCUUUGUUCAUAUUUGUUGAGUAAACCUUGGCAAAUUUUUGGAACAUUCUAAUGUAGAUCUACUUGAUAACUUCAAAUGCUUAGUUAGAAAGUUUUGAAAAAUGUAGAAGUUAUUCGUUGGAACGAUGAUUUUUAGUUUAUUCUCAUGCAAUCUUUUUUUUUAAUUAAAGUAUAUGUUUGACAAAUUUUAAUCUACAUUCUAUGUUUCAAUAAUACUCGACUACAUCUACAGUCUGCAUAAGCUUCUCAUCAGUAAUUGUUCGAUGGAUUUUAUAUGAAAAACAAAAAUAGCUAGGUUCUGCCCGGUAAGUUCACUACACCAGUAAAGCGAGCAUGUAGCAAUCAAAACUAUCGUUAACUGUGGACAGGUGAACUGUGAGAUAUUGCAAUACAUCAUUCAGCUCAUUGAUCGAUUUUGUUUUGUUGUUGUGAUUCCACCCUUGUCCUCUGGUGAUCAAGACCAGCCAGUGUGCCAGUGCUGUGUUGCAAUUAAGCGCUCUCAAGCGAACAAGAAAACUACUUGCAGCAGUAACGAUUCGUGCACUAUUACUAUUAUGAACAGUUAGGUUUAAAGUAAGUUGAACUAUUUCUAAGGUAAGCAAACAGACAAAAAAAACCCUAGGCGAAACAAAAAAUAAAACGAACAAUUUGCGAAAUAAACUCAAGGCAAUUGGAAGCCACCAUUGCCGAAGUGAAA
This is a messenger RNA of Aedes albopictus (Asian tiger mosquito), 4390 nucleotides long. Its product is annotated as phagocyte signaling-impaired protein. The record is from RefSeq and is a predicted model, not a curated record. Lineage: Eukaryota; Metazoa; Arthropoda; Insecta; Diptera; Culicidae. Gene Ontology annotation, cellular component: NatB complex; cytoplasm. The coding region runs from base 240 to 3152 and encodes 970 amino acids. Gene Ontology annotation, biological process: N-terminal peptidyl-methionine acetylation. Gene Ontology annotation, molecular function: protein binding. The transcript is spliced from 9 exons.